AUGGGUCUAGCCUGUAGGGUUCAGAUGCCCUUGUGGGGAUUCGGUAGGCCGGCGAUGAUGGAGAUUCAGAAUUUGCAGACUGUAUCUUUAUCAGCAGAGGGUGUUCCCAUUCGCAAAACAGUGAAGUAUGAGAUUGAAGAUUAUGCUGAUCCACAGCCAAAUAUCAAUCCCAAGAAUGGUUAUAUUUUCACUCCUCCUGCACAGACUCCAACUCAUCCUCCAAGGCCUUAA
This is a messenger RNA of Sphenostylis stenocarpa, 231 nucleotides long. NCBI's taxonomy places the organism in Eukaryota, Viridiplantae, Streptophyta, Magnoliopsida, Fabales, Fabaceae. The record is from the annotation of a GenBank genome assembly.